AAAAGUGUAAUGUAUUCUGUGGUGCCCUGUGGUAGUGAAUAGUGAUUGCUUGCUAGGAGCUGAAUAAAUUAUAGUUUCCCUGAUUUUAUAUUAUACAUGGAAACAGUAUAUUGUUCCAAAAUACCAAUAUGUGAAAAGGAGGAAUAAAAAUAAAGAGGAUAGUAUUAUUACGAAGACAAUUCGAAGAAUCAAGUGAUGUAUUUACAAUGCGGAAAUCUACUUAGGAGCCACCAUGAAAUCUUCAGACAAGUGCCCCAGAAAAAUGGAAAAAAUAUCAGUGUUGUGUAACUUAGAAAUUUGGAAACAUAGUAAAUGGAGGACUAUUGAUAAAUUAAGAUAAUAACAGUCACUGUAAAUUUCUUUACAUUCCGUAAAUUUUGUGCCAUAAGUUGAAACUAAAUUAUAUAUUAAUCUCGAUAUUAACCAUAACUCAAAUAACCAAAGUCAAUAGUAUUACUAAAAUAAGGUAACAGCUAUAGUGUGAAAUGUGCGACGACUCUAGGCCCCUAUUAGGGGGUAACAAUAAAUUACCUUCUGUGAGGCAUUUCCCACAAAGAAUUAAGAAAAAAACUAGAUGGAUCUUAAAACCGGCAACUCUAAGGAAGUGUGUGAUUGCUAUUAUAUUUUUCUCUAUAAUUUUGAUUAUAAUAUAUUCCAGACAGACUCGUACACCCUAUCUAGCUACGUUCAUGCAUAGAAAUACGAGACCUGAGCCAAAUAUAAGAUGUGGAGUAUUGAAUGGCCCCAGAAUCAUUCAAAACCACGACCAUAAGACAGAUGCAAGACUGCGAAGUUACCCUAAAGUUUUAGUUUUUGUAGAAACAAUGUAUUCAAAGCUUGGAAGGGACAUUGCCGAACUACUAGUUCACACAAGAAUAAAGUACAAAAUAGAAGUCACUGGUAAAAGUGUUCCAGUUUUAACGAAUUUGGAUAAAGGCAGAUACGGUGUAAUAGUGUUUGAAAAUUUUAGCAAGUACCUACAGAUGGAUAAUUGGAACAGGGAAUUACUAGAUAAAUAUUGUAGGGAAUAUUCAGUAGGUAUAAUUGGUUUCAUCACGCCAGAGGAGGAAACUUAUGUAGGAUCUCAACUUAAGGGCUUUCCUCUGUUUAUACACACUAACCUAAAAUUGAAGGAUGCCGCACUAAACCCGGCCUCCCAAAUCUUGCGAUUAACCCGUGCUGGAGAAACUGCAUGGGGUGAAUUGCCUGGUAAUGAUUGGACCGUAUUUCAAGCAAAUCACUCCACAUAUGAAACUUUGGAAUGGGCGAACAGAAAUGAUAAUUUCCAAAUCAAUGACAGUGGUGUGAAAACACCGCUUCCAACGGUUAUCCAGGACCAUGGACUAUUCGACAACAUACAAAGAGUGAUUUUUGGAUCCGGCCUAAGGUUUUGGCUCCACCGGUUAUUAUUCCUGGAUAGCUUAUCCUAUUUAAGCCACGGGCAGCUCAGCUUGUCAUUAGAUCGAAAAUUUCUCGUCGAUAUCGAUGAUAUAUUCGUUGGUGAAGUAGGGACCCGUUUGAGACCAGAGGACGUAAAAGCUUUAAUAAACACGCAGGCAAGACUCGCUAGUAUGGUGCCUGGAUUCAAAUUCAACCUGGGUUUCUCUGGAAAGUAUUUUCAUCACGGUAAUAGUGAGGAAGAUAAAGGAGAUGAUUUAAUUCUGGAAAAUAUUGAUAAAUUUAUGUGGUUUUCUCACAUGUGGAACCAUCAACAGCCUCACUUGUAUGAUAAUUUAACUCUGCUCAUGGAAGAUAUGGUGCUGAACAAAAAUUUUGCUAAAGAAAAAGGGAUACCCAUAGAUUCUGGCUACUCUAUAGCCCCACACCACUCAGGAGUAUAUCCAGUCCACGAACUUCUGUAUACUGCCUGGAAAAAAGUGUGGAAUAUUAGAGUAACGUCUACCGAGGAGUAUCCGCAUUUAAGGCCAGCUAGGCUAAGGAGGGGUUUCAUACACAGAAACAUUAUGGUGCUACCAAGACAGACCUGUGGGCUUUUUACUCACACCAUGUUGAUAGACAGAUAUCCAGGUGGGAGGGAAAAAUUAGACGAGUCCAUACAGGGAGGGGAACUGUUUCAAACCAUUGUGUAUAAUCCAAUCAACAUUUUUAUGACUCACAUGUCAAACUAUGGCAACGACAGAUUAGGAUUAUACACUUUUGAAUCAGUAAUAAAAUUCAUCCAGUGUUGGACAAAUAUCAAAUUGACUUCUGCUCCGCCACUGCAGUUGGCUGAAAAUUAUUUCAAAUUGUACCCUGGAGAAGCAGAUCCUGUGUGGGGGAAUCCUUGUGAUGAUGUAAGGCACCAAAAGAUUUGGUCUCGUAACAAGUCCUGUGAUUCGUUACCAAAGUUUUUGGUAAUAGGACCUCAAAAGACUGGUACUACAGCAUUGUACACAUUUUUAUCUCUUCAUCCAGCUAUAGCAAGUAAUUUACCUAGUCCGACUACUUUUGAAGAAAUUCAGUUUUUUAAUGCUCACAAUUAUCUAAGGGGAUUAGACUGGUACAUGGAUUUUUUCCCGUCAGAUACUAAUUCCUCUGCUCGGUACUACUUUGAAAAGAGUGCUACAUACUUUGAUGGUGAAUUAGUCCCAAAGAGGGUGCACGCUCUUCUACCUCACGCAAAAUUGAUAACGAUAUUGAUAUCCCCCGCAAAACGGGCCUAUUCUUGGUAUCAGCACACUAAGGCUCAUGGCGACAUAAUAGCUAAUAAUUAUAGUUUCCAUCAGGUUAUAACGGCUAGCGAUACCGCCCCAAAACCGCUAAGAGAUUUGAGGAACCGGUGCUUAAAUCCAGGUAAAUAUGCUCAACACCUGGAGAGGUGGAUGACGUAUUUUUUGCCGCAAGCUCUACACAUUAUCGAUGGGGAGGAGCUGAAGAGUAAUCCGAUUGAGGUUAUGAACGAGGUGCAGAAGUUUUUGAAAAUUACGCCGGUUUUUAACUACACCGAACAUCUGAGAUUUGACCCAAAAAAAGGCUUCUUCUGCCAAGUCGUAAACGGAGACCACACUAAAUGUCUUGGUCGCAGUAAAGGCAGACAAUAUCCUCCCAUGGAAGAGAAGUCACUGAAAUACCUUCAGAGGUAUUAUUUGAGCCAUAAUACUGCUUUAGUCAAAUUGUAUAAAAAGAAUGGCAUUAGAACUAUUCCAAAUUGGCUAAAAGAAGAUUUGUCGGAUAAAACUGACGACAACUAAGGUUUUAAAUUAAGUUAUUAGCUUUAUUGUACAUUUUCAUCACAUAAAGAUACUUAUGGUAUUAUAAGUUUAUGGUAUACUAUUUGAAAAUAUUUUUUAUUGUAAAUAUUUUACAAUAUUUUAUUUUUGUACUUAUACUACUAUUUAAUAUUUAUUACAUUUCUUCCUCUUAGUAGCUGAUUUUAACUUCUGUAUAAUUUAUUUAUUUAGUCGAAUAUAUAAUUGAAAUGCAAAUAAUUUAUAUCUAAUAUGGAAAAUAACACGUAAGUUAUUAAUAAGUAUGGCAAUACAUAUUUUAAAAUUCUUUACAUAAUACAACAAUAAUAAAAAAGUAAUAGUGGUAUUAAUAAUGAAAAUAGAGCUUUUCCUUUGAAAUCAACUUAUGUAUCGAGUCGUACUUUGAAUUUUUUAAAUACAGAUGUAUUUAAGUCAAUUGAAGGUAUCUCAAAAUUCACGUUUUAGAUAAUUUCCUGUUACAGUGGUAUUCCUAAUUAAUUCUUCAAUUCAGUCUUAACCGAUAUUAAAAAUCCUGGACAAAAAUGUUUCUUGUGAAAGUAAUUUCCAGAGGUUCGUUUUCUUUUUCUUAGUCGCCACGUUCACACCAUCUUUACACUUUAAAGUAUUUUUUGACAUGGAUGCAACAUAAAACAAUCUUUCUGCUCAUAAUUUUCGAACAUAAACAGAGACUAAUGAACUACUGACUGAAAGGUAACACGUUCACUGUCGGCUAUGGUAAUUAAAUCCGUACCCCAUGCCAGGUAUGUUUUUAUGGAAAAGUAAAAAUUUUAAAAACUUCCUUAAAUAACUCUGCAGAUAUAAUAAAUGAGUUUUGACGUUUCCUGGUAAUUUUUUGUUUUGGACGCGCUGGAGUGUCCGUGACACUGGAGGUCUAAUUUUGUGUAUAGGCGCAACUGGACGCACUAGCGCGUCCAGCCUCUAAUCGUUAUUUAUAAUUAGUGACAUAAUCACUUACAAAAUGUACAAGGUGUGGCAAGAUAACUUCCUUAUUUCGUAAUGCAAUGAAACAAAAAUAGUAAAGAUAUAUUUUCAAUUUUUUUUUUAUUAAAAAGUUAAACAUUUAAAGUUGUGGUUUACAUCGUUUUAAAAAUCAUAUCUGGUAAGUGACGUCCCCCACUGUCGAUAUACUGGUUGAACCGAAUUCUGCUAUUUGCCGAGAUUGCGCACCAAACGGUGAAACGUUGUGAAUGCAAAGGCGUCUGAUGGAGUUCUCGGUGGUUGUUGCCAGCCUAGUAGCGCAUAUUUAGCUUAUUGACAUAUCCAGUCAAAUUAAAAUGAAAACAGAAGCGCGUCUUCAAGAAGUGCUCUACAUGCAUUUCUUCGAACAUUAGUCGCGUUCGUAAAGUUCCUGCACAAUGGCCAACUUGUGAAAGAAAUGGAUAGAUUCUCAGGGGUUCUGGUGGGACGUGCGUCCUCAGUUCUUCUUUUCUGCACAGAACCAGUCUCCCUGAACGUAGUGACACACAAAAGAAUUGAUUUCCGGUCCAAAAUAGGACCCAAUGGUGCAGUAUUGAAGCGAUUUCGGAAGGCGUGCUAUCUUGCCGCACCUUGUAUUUGAAAUAGAAAAAUAUCAAACAGAAAAUUGAUAAUCCACAAAAUAAGCAAAAUGUAUUGUAUUCAGAAAAUAUGAAAACAAAAUGAACAAAAAUAAAAGUCAAAAGUAAAUAAGCGGACCUUCUAUAAAACAUAAUUUUGGAUAGACAUAAAUUGUGUAAGAAAUGUAUAUUCUUCAAUAAACAUCUUUGAAAACAAAACAAAAAUAGAAGAAAUCGAUAUGCUAAUAAUUCCGAAAAAAAACGGGCCCAUAAAAUUACAGUUUAUUACGUUACUCAAGUGACUCUACACGCACUACCGAACAAACUGAUAUUGAAUAGAAACGGAGAAGGCAUACACACAUAACUCAAGUUGACAUGCUAGCGCGUUAGAGGCAGUGAACGUGUUAAAAUUAGGUCUUCUCUAACAUGGCGUGUUCGAAUUUUUGUAACUUUAAAACAGUUAGUGAGCGCAAUUCAAAAGCAAGUCUGGAAAUCAGUCCUGCAUCGAACUUUAAUAGCUUAUGUCAAAUGCACAUGGGGCUUACUGAAUAAUAAUAAACUGCUCUUCUCCCACACAAGUCUCCGACUUCUGGGAUAAUCCAUGCGAUUAGAAUGAAGGGUAAAGUUGUUAUUUUAUUAUUAAUAGAGCAAAUAAGAGUUGUUUAAGAGUUCUAAUGCUGGGAUCACAAUAUUUUCAAAUGAUUUUGAUGUCCAAGAUUAAUUUAAAAAAUCCCCAGAGUUCUGACUCCAAACGGGUUGGGAACGUGUAUGUGUACAGGGUGUCUCAAAUUCUGUGCCCCUGGGCUGUUAUUGGCUAAUAAAAGACCUGCGUAAAAAUUUCCCUUGAGGUUUCAAAUAGGAGAUCGAAAACUCUCAUCAAAAGUCGACAGUUUUGUUUAAUUUCAAAAUACUUUUAUGUUCUAGAACACAAAAAUCUUUUUAAUUCUAG
Molecule: messenger RNA, 5693 nt
Organism: Anoplophora glabripennis (Asian longhorned beetle)
Lineage: Eukaryota; Metazoa; Arthropoda; Insecta; Coleoptera; Cerambycidae
Gene: sfl
Product: bifunctional heparan sulfate N-deacetylase/N-sulfotransferase
Exons: 11
Coding region: 486-3191 (901 amino acids)
Cellular component (GO): Golgi apparatus
Molecular function (GO): heparan sulfate N-sulfotransferase activity; deacetylase activity
Source: RefSeq, a predicted model, not a curated record